This is a messenger RNA of Monopterus albus (swamp eel), 1356 nucleotides long. Its product is annotated as protein SSUH2 homolog. Lineage: Eukaryota; Metazoa; Chordata; Actinopteri; Synbranchiformes; Synbranchidae. Gene Ontology annotation, molecular function: heat shock protein binding. The record is from RefSeq and is a predicted model, not a curated record. The coding region runs from base 78 to 1202 and encodes 374 amino acids. The transcript is spliced from 12 exons.
CUUGACAUUCUCACGUUAUCGAGUUACUUUACCGAGCUUCACGUUUAUCGGGCAGCAGCAGCAGCAGCGGUGGAGGAAUGGACGAGAAGGACGAGAAGGACGAGAAGGACGAAGAUCUCGGUGUGUUUGACCCAAACAUACCAGAGGAGGGACCUUCAGCGCCCCCUCCUGGCUGGCUGGAUGACGUCAGUGGAUACCAGGGCCACGUUGCAGGAGAUGAUGAGAACCCACUGUACCCCCCUCCCCCUGCCUACAACCCCCAACCUGAACUCAACAGGAACACUCUGGUGCCCAAUGUCAGAGUCCCCACCGUGUCGGAGGAUGUGGCCAGAGAAGCCCUGAUCAAGUUUGUGGAAUCAAAAUGGAUGUACAGCUCCAAACCUGCCAGGAACCUCACUUUCAAAGAGCUCCGACCCAUCACUGUGUACCGGUAUCGGCUGGAGACCUACACUGAGACCAGAGCCAGCGCCUGGCAGUUUGAACCCUACACUGGACAGGUAGUGGACGGUCCUCAGUGUGGGGUGAGCCCUCCACCGUGGGACGUCCCAGUGCCGCUGCCUCCGAGAUACACUGACAUGGUGGAGAAGGUCCGCGUGCCACAUUCAUCCUUCGUAAAGCUGUGUCACAAGUGCCAUGGCUGUGGACGAACCCGGUGCACUUUCUGCCAUGGUAGAGGCCAGAAGCGUUGUACAUUCUGCCACGGUCAUGGCCGCUCCAGGAGCAAGCCUUGCACCUCCUGUCAUGGCCGAGGUCGCAGGAGGUGUACCUCCUGUCACGCUCAUGGCUACAAGACCUGCUCUGUUUGUAACGGCAGCCAAAACCUGCUGCAUUUCAUCCAGCUCACUGUUACAUGGAAGAACAACAUAGCUGACUUCAUUCCUGAUCGCCAGCCUGACUUCCCUGACAAGAGGUUUGAGAAGGUGACAGGAGAUCCUUUCUUCAGCGACGAGAACAUUCUGGUGUACCCUAUCCAGGGUUUCCCUGAUCAAGAGAUCUGUGAUGUUUCUACCAAGCUGAUUAAUGAACACCUUAAUCACUUCAGUGCCACCAGCCGCAUCCUGCAGCAGCGUCAGACCAUCGAGCUGGUGCCCCUGACCCACGUCUUUUACUUCUACAGUGGAAAAGAGUACAACUUCUUUGUCUAUGGAAUGGAGAACAAAGUGUUUACCUCCAAAUACCCCUCUGUGUGCACUGUUUUAUAAGUAACUAUGUUGUUACCACAGUCUGAUGGGGUUUGUGUACAUUCACAAAGAGCAGGUGAGAAAAUCAGCCUCGUCCACGUAACCUACCUACGUUAAGCUUUAUUUCAUGAAUAAUGAUCAUUAUAUUUUUCAAUUGUAUUCAAAAAUAAUACUU